Molecule: messenger RNA, 618 nt
Organism: Mucor mucedo
Lineage: Eukaryota; Fungi; Mucoromycota; Mucoromycetes; Mucorales; Mucoraceae
Exons: 3
Coding region: 96-539 (147 amino acids)
Molecular function (GO): enzyme regulator activity; calcium ion binding
Source: RefSeq, a predicted model, not a curated record
ACAUGAGUUGGAAAAAAAAAAACGUAAUAGUGUGAAAAAAAUUAAAAUGUUUUAAACCCUUUCUCCCUUUAUUUAAUUAUAUACAUACAAAUAACAUGGCAGAUCAACUUACACCCGACGAAAUUGCUGAAUAUAGAGAAGCUUUCCAGUUAUUCGAUACCGAUGGUGAUGGAAGUAUUACUGCUGUUGAAUUAGGCACUGUUCUUCGCAAGUUUGGUCUUAACCCCAGUGAUGCCGAAUUACAAGAUAUGGUCAAUGAUGUAGAUGCCGACGGAAAUGGCAAUAUCGAUUUCACAGAAUUUUUGGGUCUCGUUAAAAACAUGAAGAACGGUAACGAAGGUGACGACCUUCGUGAAGCCUUCAAGGUGUUUGAUGUCGAUGGCAACGGUUUGAUCGAUCGUGAGGAACUUCGUAAAGUCAUGUCUUCUUUAAACGAAUCAUUGUCAGAAGAGGAAUUAGAUGCCAUGAUUAAGGAAGCAGAUAUUAAUGGUGAUGGACAAAUCAGUUUUGAGGAAUUCAAGAUUAUGAUGGGUGCUUAACUUGUUGCGAGUUUAUACAUAUAUUAAUAAAUUAAAUAAAUAAAAAGAACACAUGUAUUAUUAAACAAAAACAAAAAAA